Molecule: messenger RNA, 1583 nt
Organism: Tribolium castaneum (red flour beetle)
Lineage: Eukaryota; Metazoa; Arthropoda; Insecta; Coleoptera; Tenebrionidae
Product: solute carrier family 22 member 16
Exons: 10
Coding region: 120-1562 (480 amino acids)
Biological process (GO): transmembrane transport
Cellular component (GO): membrane
Molecular function (GO): transmembrane transporter activity
Source: RefSeq, a predicted model, not a curated record
GCUAAUUUUCCGAUAAAACAUUUUUCAAUUUGGUGGCCUCCAUUUUUCCCAGUAUUUAAAAAAAAUCAACACUUUUUCUGUCACCCAGACGUUUGUAAUUUUCUGUGACAGAGUAAAACAUGCGUCGUGUACUAUUUAGUUCUGAGCCAUCUGAGAAAGAAUUCUUUGAAGAAUAUAACAAAUUCAAUGGUGCAACUCCGUGGUUUAUCCUAAUUUUCAUACUCAGAAGUCUUAUUCCAUUGUGUUUAGCAUUACAGACAGGUACAUUUGAAUUUUCGGAUAGUAUUGAUCUGUAUGUGGAACGUUUUUCGAUACCUUACAAUAGAACGGAUAAUUUUAUUUUUCAAUCUAGCUGCGCUAUAAAAAGCAAGGAAAAUGAAACCGGGCACGAGUGUGCUCUACAAGACUGCACUCAAAGGGAUAUUGCUUUGAAAAUGUCUUUAUUGAAAAGCAUUGGUUUUAGUUUGGGACCAGUUUUUGGGGGAGUUUUUUCUGAUGUAUUUGGAAGAAGAAUCGUUUCUUUGUCUUUUUCUGUUAUUUGGUUCCUAUCAUCUCUAGUUAUAGCCUUGGUAAAUAAUAAAUUGUUGGUCGAAAUAUUUUAUAGUAUAACUGUUGCAAGUGCAAAUAUUGUCAACGUUGUUACUUUUGUCACAUUUGCAGAAAUUGCCAACAGGAAAAGUCGAUUUCUCGUUGUCUAUACUAUCAUGACGAUAAUUUUAGGAAGUUUCAUGUCAAUAUCUUUUGCUAAAUUAUUCACAGUUUGGAAAUAUUUCUCUACAUUCGUUUCGUCGAUAAAUGUUUUGAUAAUUUUUGCGUGUUGGUACAUACCUGAAUCUCCCAGAUGGUUACUUAAUAAAAAUAAGCAACGAAAAGUUUAUGAUCAGUUAAAUGACGUGUCUGGUCUGAUCUACACCGUACAAGUGAGAAAUGGUGCAGAGACUGCAAUGAAAAUUGAAAUAUUACGUCGCAUGUUUUUGUUUCUAUUUAAAAGUAAAAUGAAGUAUUUUCUACUGAUUUCUUGGUCGAUGAUCAUUUCGUCAUUUUUGUACAACUGUUCGAAGAUGAAAGCCCUUUUAAAUUUUGUUAACAGUGGUGAUUAUGGUGUUUUAGCAAAUGUGGCGGAAAUAAUGGGUUACCUGUUUCUUCUUCCAAUUUAUAUUUUUUUAGGAAAACGUUUCGGUUUGCUGUUUUUGUAUAUUUUGGUAGCGAUCCAAUCCUUAUUUGCCAUGUUUCUUGCCACAACUGAAGAGAUUUAUCAUGUAGCAUUUGGCAUACUUUUUGGAACAUGUACUGUUUGCUUAAACUUGUUAUAUUGUCUCGAUUUAUUUCCUACAUUUUUGAGGGGAACCAUGAUGGGGCUAAAUUUUUGCGUUUUUGGCUUAACGAUGGUUGUUACAACUUUUUUUGCAAAAGUAGAUCUUUUCGCCCCAGAGGAUGAGAGGAAACUGAACAAUAUGUACUACUAUGUAAUAUUUUUGUGUGGAGGAAUAUUUGGACUUUCGGUCUUUUUGUUGCCUGAAACUGCCAAUCAAGAAUUGCCAAACUUUAAACUCUACGAAUAAAAAUGUCUGAGUUUUUUUUAA